GACGUUGAAUUGAACUGAAGCGGAAAAAGUUACUUUGCAGACAGCCGCGAAUCGAACACGAAGCAUAAAAGUUGAUAAACUUUGCUGGACUUUGAAAAUAAUUUAAGAUUCAAGUUUAUAUAUUUUGGACAUCUUUCUUCAUUAAAACAGAAGAUGUCUGAUUAUAUUUAUCCAAAUAAUACCCCAAUAGUAUUAUUAAAUUGUGGAGAUGCAUUUAAAGAUCUUACAGAAAAAGAAAAAUGUUAUGCACAUUAUUUGUCCAAGGCUUGCUGGUAUGGAGGGCUAAUUGUUCUCUUGCAGACUUCUGUUGAGAGCCCUUUAAUCUACACUCUUCUUCACAAGCUCUUUCGAUUGCAAUCUGUGAGUGAACUGAAAGAAAUUGCUCUCAAUGACUGUGAAUUCACUGAAGAUGAAUUUACGGCUUUCCUCAUCUAUGCAUCUGGUAUAUUCAGCAAUAUGGGUAAUUAUAAAGGAAUGGGUGAUUCUAAAUUCAUUCCCAAUUUACCUGAGGAAAAAUUCAAAAAGCUGUUGUUAGCAAGCAAAUUUGCAAAGGAAGAUCCAACUCAUUUGGAUAGAUUACUCUCUAGCUGUUUAGAAUCAAUCUAUUCUCUAAAGGACAGUUUAUGUCGUCUUGGUUUUCCAUCAAAUGGUAUUACUACCUAUUUCUCAAAAAAUAUUUCUAAGGAAGACGAUGAAAUAGUUAAAAAUUUUAUGAAAGAGAAAGGCAUUGAAGCAUGGAAUACAAGGCUAUUUAAAGUUACAGAUGAAAUUGGUAAAAGUUGUUAUGAAAUACGAUUAGCAUCAGUUUUGCAAACAGGUGAUGAGGAAGAUAGAGAUAUCCUUUGUGAAGAUAAUAUGAAUGGUCAUAAAUUUAUCAUCACCCGAGGUGAUUACAGCAAACUCUUAGCUAUUGUUAAUCACUAUUUAGCUAUUGCAAAGGAAUAUGCAGCUAAUGAGAAUGAAAUAAAGAUGAUUGAAAAUUACAUCCAUAGUUUCAAGACAGGCUCAUUAGAUGCUCAUAAAAAUGGAUCAAGGUAUUGGAUUAAAGACAAAGGACCUGCAAUAGAAAGCUAUAUUGGAUUCAUUGAAAAUUAUAGAGAUCCUGCUGGUAUGAGGGCUGAAUUUGAAGGCUUUGUAGCAAUGGUUAAUAGAAAGAUGAGUGCAAAAUUCACUGACCUUGUCAACUCAGCUGAAAGUUUUCUGCCCCUCCUGCCAUGGCCUAGUGCUUAUGAAAAGAACAAAUUUUUGCGACCAGAUUUUACUUCUUUGGAUGUCUUGAGUUUUGCCAGCAGUGGUGUACCUGCUGGAAUUUGCAUUCCUAACUAUAAUGAAAUCAAGGAAAAAGAUGGUUUCAAAAAUGUAUCCUUAGGAAAUGUAUUAUCCGUCAAACCAACAGAGCCACCCAAUUAUUUGAGCAAAGCAGAUCAGGAUAUUAUCCUUCAAUAUGUAAAUUUAGCUUUUGAAGUCAAUGUUGGUCUUCAUGAACUUUUAGGACAUGGUAGUGGAAAACUUUUCAAAAAAGAAAAGGAUGGAAGUUUGAAUUUUGAUGCAUCAAAUGUGCUCAAUUUUGAAACGAACAAACAGGUAUCAAGUUGGUAUGAUGAUGGUGAAACUUAUGAUUCUGUAUUUGGUUCUACUGGAUCUUCAUAUGAAGAAUGUCGAGCAGAAUGUGUGGCCUUGUAUCUUGCUGAUGUUCCGGAAAUUUUAAAAAUUUUUGGUUAUGAAGGUGAAGAAGCGGAAGUUAUUGUCUAUACCUUAUGGUUAGCUAUGCUUCUUAGUGGCAUUGAAGGUUUGCAGAUGUAUAAUCCCAAAACAGAAUCAUGGCUUCAAGCUCAUUCUCAAGCUCGCUAUGUGAUACUUCAAGUUCUGCUGGAAUGUGGUGAAGAUUUUGUGAAGGUAGAAAAAGUUGACGGCACUGAUGGAAACCCCAAUCUUUUACUGACUAUGGAUCGAUCAAAAAUUGCUAGCAUUGGAAAACCAGCAAUUGGGAAGUUUCUAGGAAAAUUGCAGCUCUACAGAUCAACUGCAGAUAUUACCUCAGCGAAAGAAAUGUAUGAUAAGUAUUCAGCUGUUAAAUCUGGAACCAAAUAUCCCUUCCUUGACUAUAGAGAAAUUGUUAUGGCUCGUAAAAAACCUAGAAAAUUGUUUGUCCAGACUAAUACUUUUGAAGAAGAUGGUAAAAUUAAUUUGAAAAAUUAUGAACCAUCAGCAGAAGGCAUGAUCCAGUCAUGGGUUGAGCGAUUUCAAGAAGAAAAUGUGGAUGAUAUUCUUGAAGAAUUGUGGGCAAAGGAUAAAAAUCAUUUUUCUUGAUUUAAAGAAUCAUCUUAGACUGCUUCAUAAAAUUCUUUUUUACUGCACGAACAAGAAUGGGUCUGAAUGAUUUUUACCCGUGUUUCAAAAUUUUAUUUUCCUGUUUACUGAAGUUGUAUAUCUAUAUAAAGUAUACAAUAGUUACUCAGCAAUAAAUAUUUUUACUACUGAUUUCUUAAA
Messenger RNA from Argiope bruennichi, 2490 nucleotides. Its product is annotated as dipeptidyl peptidase 3-like. Gene Ontology annotation, cellular component: cytoplasm. Gene Ontology annotation, molecular function: dipeptidyl-peptidase activity; metalloexopeptidase activity. The record is from RefSeq and is a predicted model, not a curated record. The coding region runs from base 154 to 2310 and encodes 718 amino acids. The transcript is spliced from 18 exons. Gene Ontology annotation, biological process: proteolysis. NCBI's taxonomy places the organism in Eukaryota, Metazoa, Arthropoda, Arachnida, Araneae, Araneidae.